Molecule: messenger RNA, 4531 nt
Organism: Neodiprion virginianus
Lineage: Eukaryota; Metazoa; Arthropoda; Insecta; Hymenoptera; Diprionidae
Product: 60 kDa SS-A/Ro ribonucleoprotein-like
Exons: 8
Coding region: 232-1884 (550 amino acids)
Cellular component (GO): ribonucleoprotein complex
Molecular function (GO): RNA binding
Source: RefSeq, a predicted model, not a curated record
GUUACUCGUUUGGGAUUACGUGCGUGAAUGUGUCGGUUCUUUAACGCAUUCCACAUUCUUCCGUCAAUUUCGCAUUUCGGAGUACGAAGUACGUACGAGUUCGACGGUCGUAACGUCGUUUUACAUUGUUCACUGAAUACCUAACCACGAUCAGCUCGCGGCUAUGCAUAUAUGGAAAUACGCCGGAUAUGUAAUGGAUAAGAUAUAUUAAUUGACGUAUAAUUAAUAAAUAUGGCGGAGCCUGCGCUAUCAGGAGAUAGUCUAAUUCAACUUGAAGUACGUCUUUGCCAAUAUCUGUAUGUCGGGAAAGAAUACCCAAAUUAUCAACCAGGCAAUUGGUUUUUUCACAAAUAUUACGAAGAAGGUCGCGUUCAGUCCAUAAAAAAAAUAGCCGAAACACAGAACCCAUUGGUAGCAAUCGACUUGAUUAAAAAGGCUUUUGAAAGAAAACUGGUACAAAAUUCAGAAACUUUGAUAUUUGCACUGGCAGUAUGUGCCAGACAGACUGAGAACGAGAGUCUGCGCCACGCUGCCUACAAUGCGAUAAAAACAAUUUGUACAACACCGCAACAUUUCAUUCUGUUCGUCAAGUUUGCUUCUCAAAUAGCCAAGAGCGCACCGGAACCGAAACACGGUUGGGGUGCCGGAUGGCGAAAAGCUGUAAAUGAGUGGUACUUGUCCAAAGAUGCCCUUGAUUUAGCGAAGUGUGUUACCGGAUGCAAAGGCAGAUAUGGCUGGACUCACAAGGAUAUUGUGAAAUUAUCUCAUCCCAAAACAGACGAUAUUGCAAAGAAGGCUGUUCUGAAGUACGUAUUGUUCGGGUUGAAAGAAACGAUAAAAGAUUUUGGCGAUAAACCGGAAGCUGCCGAAGUGAUUGAGUAUAUUCAAAAAAUUGAAAAUUUUAAACAUUGCGAAGAUCAAGUGUUGGCUGGUAGAUUACUGGAACUUCAUAAUCUUACAUUGGAUCAUGUCCCUGGGCAUUUACUGAAAUCUGAAGAGGUAUGGAAUUCAUUGAUACCAACAAUGAAUAUAACCAUGCUGCUUCACAAUCUCCAAAGAAUGCAUAACAUUGGAAUACUAGAACCAACUGGCACAGCAGUCGAUAAAGUAGUUGAUGAAAUCUGCAACCAAGAGAAGCUACUCAAGGAAAAGAUUCACCCAGCUCUGGUUCUGAUCACAAUUAAGAAUUACGAAAAAUCUGGCCCAGCUUUAUCGUACGAAAAACAGAAGGCCAGAAAAGCCAAAGCAAGAUCAGUGAUUCCACCUCCAAAACCUACAAGAAAAAUUAUUGAAGCUCUUUACAAAACACUUGGAUAUUCGUUCAAUAGUCUGGCACCAACGGGUCUUCGAUAUAUGAUUACAAUAGAUAUGAGCAAAGCUAUGCAAGACAAUUCUGCAUGGCGGUGUGGAAAUCUCAGCUCAGCAGAAGCAGGAUGUCUGAUAGCACUGUGCCUUCUUCGGAGUGAGAACAAUGUAACAGUGGCAACUUUCAAAAAUAUUGGUGUUCAUAUUGUAUAUUUGAAUAAAAAUGCAUCGUUGGGACAAAUUGUGAAGAAAAUGAAGCAAAUGCCAACAGGGGAGGUUAACUUGGAAAAGCCAAUGAUUUGGGCAGCUCAAAAAAGUGAAGAAAUCGACGUAUUUAUAAACGUAGUCGACGUUGUCGACAAAAGAUGUGGGAAUGGAGCGAGAACUGACAACCCUAGGAAAGCUAUCAAAGAGUAUCGAAGCAAAAUGGAGCUAAAAAAUGCAAAAUUAGUAACCUGUGCGAUGACAACUGCACAAAUGGUACCUCAUAGCGAUGACGACAAAAACACUCUUACUAUCUGUGGAUUCGAUGAGAAUGUCCCAAAAAUUAUCGAAGCUUUUGCAAGGUCCCUGUUUUAAUUUGCAACAAUAUCCUUCUAACCUAACCUUUUCUAACAGCCACAAAUGUCUCAACACCAACCAAAGAGAAAAAAGGAAAAAUACAAUGUACAUCAGGAACAAGAGACGUACGUAAAUUGGCUAUAAUACAUCAGUGUGUUACAAGUUAUAAAAUUACAAAUCACCCUGGAGAAUGAGAAUGGCAUUCAGUCACGAGAGGUUAGUCAGUUGCAUUUUGCAGCUGUUGAAAAUGAAGCUAUAUUUUUCAUCUUCCAAUUCUUAAUCUUUAUCUGUCCUGCACAUACAAUACCUAACGAUUUAUUAUUGUGACAUUAGAAAUACUUGUAUAAUUUUGUUCUUUCAAGGUCCAAAAUUUUCUACGCACUUCAUACUAUCGAUUUUAAUUUGUGUCUGGAGUUUUCAAGGUUCUUAAUUAUCUUGUAUACAUUAUUUGCUUAUAACUGGACAGAAACAUUUGUGGCAGAUAGCAGUAGAAUCAAGAAUUAUUUUAGAAUUGAUUCCGUGUUUUCUAUUUCGUACAAUAUGAAUGAUAUAGAGUAUCAAUAUGUGAAAAAGUUCGAAGAUAUAUCUAUGUAAAGAUUAUAAUUAGAAUGGGGAAAAAAAGAUAUUAUCUGGAAAAAGUGAAGUUGGCCAUGGUUUCAAAUGAUAUGAUAAUCGGAGUAAUUAAUGCUGCAUAGUUUAAUGAUAGAGAGACUAAAUAAUUACUACAACUGCCUAAGAUGUCUUUUACUUUAACGUAGAGUGUCGACAACCCACACAGACUGACCUUUUUGAUAAAGCUCUGAUUAUUUAUCGAUUUAUUAGCCGCAUUUAGAUCAUUUUAUGAAUAUAUUAUUCUAGAUUUAAUGUGACUCGGGUCGACACGGGAGAAAUAUAUAAAUCACGACUUAAUUACCACUAAUACGAUAAUACAAAAAAAAUUAACAAUUGUCGAGACAUUUACCAUACAUGGAAUUCGUUUCUCGAAUAGAAUUUGAAUAUCUCGUUGCUAUUAAGAGCAUCUUUAUGGAAAAAACGUCAAAGUACACGAACACAAAUGGCUUAAUACAUAUUGGUCAUAUUGUGUUUCGCUGUGACGUCUACAUCAUUCCGUGUCAUCGUGGUAUGUUUCUUUAAAAGUCGACCAAAACAAUAUCAACGGGUCCUACUAAAUUUUAUCUAUUUUAUCUAAAUUUACCAUGACAAAUUAGAAAUCUAUAAAGUUCUAACUUAGCACGUGAUUAACAGUGGUGAAAAAAAAUGGACACUCUAUUUAAUAAAUAUAAUAGAAAAAUAAAAUAUACGUUAUUUUGCACUGUGAAUCUUUAACACUAAGUUGAUACCACUAUUAGAUAAUGAUUUUAUGUGAUUAUAAUUAAGAAUAACGCGUGUAUUCUUUUAAGAAGUAAUUUUUUUUUUCUCCUUAUGCUUAAUGUCAUUCUGCAUAUCGCAUGUUGAUGCAUUUUUAUUGUUGCUUUUUUUUUUAUGAGUUCGAAAUAUUUUGAUUUCAAGCUAGUAGUCAAACGCAGCAGAGUAUUUAGGCUUACGAUUGUACAGUAUGCUUGAUACGUAUAAUAAUACUCAAAAAUUACAUAUUGUAAUAAUAAUUUUGCUUCAAUUUGAUCUUGGUUUUGGCUAUGGGUUUGUGGUAUUUUGAUAUACUUUUAGUGUGUAAUAACUAGUGCCUGGAUUGAUAGGUGAAUAUAUAUUUUUUACUAAAUCAUUUUUAUUUCUUAUUUGGUUUUCUACAUAAAGUAAGAUGUUUGGAGCCAGAAAAUGCAGUUUCUAUUUUUUAUAUUUUUUUCCCCCAUAUUUUAGGUUUUUUAAGUUUAUAUUAUACGUACAACCCAGGCUCUAGUAAUAACUAUUACGAAUGCAUAAUGAAUUAGAAAUUCGCACACUCCCGGUUUACACCAGUUGAUAGAAAAUGUGAAAAAAAAGUGGAAAGAAAGAAAAUAAAUAAAGAUGAAAAAUUUUCUCUGUGAUAUGCAUUUAACCCCAAAGAGUGUAAGCUUACAAUUUUUAGUGUAAUUUUUACUGUUAUUUCAUAUUUGCCAUAUCCAAAGUAACGAGAAGUAAACACUGAAUAUCCCUUAUACUUAUAUACUGUGAUAUAAAAUCCACUGUUAUUGUUGAAACUAGAAAAAUGAAUAAAUAAAUCGGGAGUGUGCUAAGCUACACCUAAUUUGUUAAUUAGUCUUAAAUGAUAUAGUAUAAAAGAUUUUAUUGAUAAUCAAUAAAAGCACGGGAUAAAGCUUUGUUCAAUAACGAAUAUUAUAUCGUUAUCAUUAUUUUUUCAACUAUCGAAUUUAAUGUAUUAACUCAUACUUUCCUUUUUUUAUUCUGAAAUUUUCUUCUCUAUAAAAUUGUCAAUGUAUAAUAUAUAUUAUUUUUAGGUGAUUUUACUUUUAUUCUUCUCAUAAAAUCUGAAUUUAGGUUAAAAGUAAUAUAAUAUUCGUCAGAAGAAAACAGUAUUUUUUUCAUAUUCCAAAAUUUAUGAAUUUGGUGAGAUCUAUUUAUUCACGUGCACUAAGUUACGUUGUGUUAAAAUGAGGGUCCGUUUUUACAGCAAACGUGAAAACAGCAUUAAAGAAUAAAAAAAUUAAAAAAAAAAAAUCAAUAAAUGCGAAAAAUAUGUAUGAUAAGAACGUACACUACAAAUGAUAAU